Messenger RNA from Trichoderma harzianum CBS 226.95, 965 nucleotides. RefSeq lists its product as hypothetical. Bases 191 to 505 code for a protein of 104 amino acids. The transcript is spliced from 4 exons. NCBI's taxonomy places the organism in Eukaryota, Fungi, Ascomycota, Sordariomycetes, Hypocreales, Hypocreaceae. The record is from RefSeq and is a predicted model, not a curated record.
CGUAAUCCGCCAUGUCCGCAAAGCUGGGCACAUCUCGCUAUGAUAUAGUGCUAAGGUAGCACCUCGAGCGCCAUCAAUACCCUCUCAAGCUGCAAGACUCCAAGACUUUUGGUCCAGCAACCAUAAAACCACCUCAUUGUCCCUCCACCACGAAACCAAGCAACCUCUUCUCCUCGCCACACAGCCCGCAAUGCUCGCACCAGCAUCGUCAAGAAUACUCGCUCGUGCGCUUUCGUCGCGCAGCUUCCACGCUUCGGCUCGGCGUCUGAACGACUCUGCUCCCCUGCCUGCGCGGAAGCCCAUGGGCGCCUUCAGAGGAGGUCUUUUCGGCUUCUUGUUUGGAAGCGUCCUGGCCGGCGGUGCCGUCUACAGCUACGUCCUGCAGGAGUACAAGGCAUCCAACGAAUUGCUUACCGAGGAUAUCUACACUCUUCAAGCCUCCGUCACCCGACUGACAAACCACGUCAAGAUUCUCGAGGAGAAGAUCCAGCAGAAGAGAAAGUAAAGCCCGAAAAUAUAAAAACACAAAUAGCGCAAUGUCAUUAGGGAUGGUAUGAUACCAGCACUUCAACGCUGGUGGAAAAUACUGGGCAAACGAACAGCAUUAUGGCAAUACUUGUGUCCUUGUUUGUAACAACCUAACAAAGCCUCAAUUGUAAAUUGUACCUUACGUAUCUAGCCUUUGAAAUAUCUAGCACACGAAACAGCAAAAAAUGAGCCCAUCAUACGCUUCUCUACUCAACUCUCACGAUCUUCACGAUUGCAAAAACUUGUGCACUCAUUGGACGCAACAUCUUGUUUGAAGUUGAUGAUCAAUUCGAGUGCUCACAUCAAAGCAAUGCUUCAAAUGGGCGUAGAGCCAGUAUGCAAUUGCUAGUAGGUAUUUAGAUAGUCCAUAAACCAGCGCCGACGUUUUUCGUCAAGAAGCAAAUCCCACAAUUAUACAGUUUUUUGUUAUUUCAUUU